Messenger RNA from Dentiscutata erythropus, 451 nucleotides. The record is from the annotation of a GenBank genome assembly. NCBI's taxonomy places the organism in Eukaryota, Fungi, Glomeromycota, Glomeromycetes, Diversisporales, Gigasporaceae.
CUAUUUUAGAAACUGAUGAUAAUAAUGAGUUAUACGAUGAUUUAUCUGAUAUUUUAAAUAUUUAUUAUGGUCAAGAUUAUAAUCAAAUUGAGCUAUAUAAUCGUAAUCUAAAUAAUUCAUUUUUAGAAGAUUUUGAAUCUAGGCUUAAUUUAGAAGGUUCUAUUAUAUCAGAUGAUUAUUAUUUAGAAGAUGUUGAAUCUAGACUUAAUUUAGAAGGUUCUAUUAUAUCUGAUAAUUACUAUUUAGAAGAUUCUACUAUACCAGAUAAUUAUUAUUCUAAGAAUUUAAAAACUUAUAAAGCUCAAUCUAAAAUCAUUGAAGUAGAUAAUAAUUUGAUAGAAUCGAAUAAUAAUAUAAUAGAUUCACAUAGUAAUAUAGUAAAUUCACAAGAGAUUAUCACAAUUAGUGAUUUAGAAAGUCAGUCUUAUACAACUCAAGAAAAACAAAAAUG